UGGUCAGCGAUUAAUAAUACAAACAAUUCUUCCUUUUCUUCAACAUUAAUGGCUUCUCUAUCGUCUGAUAAAACCAUUCAUACCUCUCUUCUCCUGAUCAGUGCUUGGAUAUGGCUGUCAUCGGUUUCUUCCUUGGCCGAGCUCCAGCAUUUUCAGCAUCCGGUAAAACCUGAUGGGUCUCUCAACAUUUUGGUGGUUGGAGACUGGGGAAGAAAAGGACGAUACAAUCAAUCUGAAGUUGCAUUUCAGAUGGGAUCGGUGGGUCAGAAACUAGACAUAGAUUUUGUGAUUUCAACAGGGGAUAACUUCUAUGAAGAUGGCCUGACUGGAGUUGAUGAUCCAGCUUUCAAUGAGUCAUUCACCGCAAUCUAUACAGCCCCAAGUUUGAACAAACAAUGGUACAAUGUUUUGGGGAACCAUGACUAUAGAGGUGAUGUUGAAGCACAAUUGAGUCACAUCCUUAGACAAAAAGACAAGAGAUGGCUUUGCUUGAGAUCAUAUACUCUCAAAGCUGAAUUUGUAGAGUUUUUCUUCGUGGAUACAACUCCAUUUGUGGACAAGUAUUUCACUCAUCCAGGGGAUGAUACCUAUGACUGGAAAGGCGUCUAUCCCAGGGAAUAUUAUCUUUCAAAUCUCCUCAAGGACAUGGAUGAAGCAUUAAAGAAAUCUAAUGCACAAUGGAAGAUAGUGGUUGGACACCAUACAAUCAAAAGCGCAGGAAACCAUGGUGUCACCGAAGAGCUGGUUGAACAACUUGUACCAAUCCUUGAAGCAAAUACUGUAGACAUGUACAUUAACGGCCACGAUCACUGCUUGGAACACAUCAUUGAAAGUAACAGUCAAAUUCAAUAUUUAACUACUGGUGGUGGCUCAAAGGCAUGGAAAGGUCAAAUACACCCGUGGGAUCCAGAAGAACUCAAGUUCUACUAUGAUGGGCAAGGAUUUAUGUCAAUGCAAAUAACUCAAAAAAGUGUUUAUAUCGCCUUCUAUGAUAUUUUUGGCAGAGUUUUGCAUGCAUGGAAUAUCUCCAAAGAGCAGUAUUCAUCUGCUUAGUUAGAGAAAUUCACUAAAUGUAUAAAUCAGAAGGUUGUUGUAGAUAAAUUGCUUACUGAUCUUCAAGUGCUGCAAUUUCAGGCGGUGGGGUGACAAUGAAAUAUAAUAGUCAUUAUAUAGGUGUGCAAAAAAAGACUAAUAUGUAUAGAGAAUAAUUGCCUCUGAAUACAAUA
Molecule: messenger RNA, 1226 nt
Organism: Durio zibethinus
Lineage: Eukaryota; Viridiplantae; Streptophyta; Magnoliopsida; Malvales; Malvaceae
Product: purple acid phosphatase 7-like
Molecular function (GO): acid phosphatase activity
Source: RefSeq, a predicted model, not a curated record